This is a messenger RNA of Megachile rotundata (alfalfa leafcutting bee), 965 nucleotides long. RefSeq lists its product as uncharacterized. Lineage: Eukaryota; Metazoa; Arthropoda; Insecta; Hymenoptera; Megachilidae. The record is from RefSeq and is a predicted model, not a curated record.
CAGAGUCAAAUAAUGUUAGAUCGUUAAAUAAUUUAUGAUAGUAAAGAAGAAAUCAACGGAUAAAAAUGAUAUUAAUUGGAAAGUAUAAUGCAAAUAGACAAUCAAAGUUAGUGAAGUGUUUUUUUAUCCAUUAUAUUCUUUCGAAUUCAAAGGUCGGAACAAUUACCGACGUAACGUACUUUACUGAUCUAGAACAAUUUAAAAUCUGAGCACAUAAAAUAUUCAGUGAUGUUUUUUUAAUUGAUAAUUAAUUGAUUUAGGUGUGAUAAUAUGAAACGAGUGUUAUGAGUACAUACAUUAUAACUCUGGAUUUUGCCAAGGGAUCAAGAGCAAGAAAACUGCCUCGACCAGUUCGUCGGGGAAGCCUUGACCGUUCACUCUACCUGUCAUCCGGUUAGAAAACGCUUCAAUUCGCACUACGUAACUCAUAUGGAAUUUACGAGUCCUACUGCGUGAAGGCAUCAAUCAGGAGUAUCUUUGUCCUGUCUUGUUUCAGCGGGAAUUUUAUAGGCGGAUGCUGGAGCGGACGAACGUCAUCGUGAAUAAAAACAAGGAAUAAGAAAAUGACCCGUCGGCUGACUUUAUUGCCUCGAAAAAAGGAUAAUUCUUAUAAUAGUGGCAUUCGUGGGUCACUGGUGAUGCAUGUUUCGCGGAAAUGUGCAGACAUGGUCGACGACGAAAAUAGCAGACGCUUUGUCAUGGUGAUCAAUACCGAAGAAAAAAUUAAGGAAGGAAAUGUAAGAAACCGCGACCAGAAGUUCUUGAGUUCAAGACGCAUUUAUCUCGAUUUCCUCCUUCGCUCUCGGCGUCGCUGCGAUUUACAUUCAUCCUUGAUGCAAGGAGGUCGAACAAUUAGCAGAUGUUCUUUAAAACCUAACACGACCUCCAGCGAGGAUCAAAACAGGAUCAACGACUACACAAGUCGGAACCAGAAGACAGUCUGAUCUUUUUAUGACCAUAAUUAU